CAGCCAGAUAACAGCCCCAACAGUUGGUCCAGGCACCAGCUAGUCCACCACCGCAACCUGAUGGGCACAAACACAAUCUAACGGUCCACAGCCCUGAAAGACUCUCUCUGUAAUCUGUUCCGGAUAGUCAGUGGACUUGAGUUUUCGAUGAAAGUUUACAGUAGAAGUUUGGUAGUAUGUAAAGUAGUUCUUCUGAGAUAUUGUCGAUAAAGAGGAAGGCUGUAGGGAAAGAACGCAGGGACGCAGCUUUCCGUUAACCCAGUUCCAGCGCGCAGCGGGGGCAAAUAGCACCAUGAGUGUCCCGCUUUACGCACCGACUCCCAUCCAGCCUGCUCACCCGACACCCUUCUACAUCGAGGACAUUCUGGGGAGGACUACCACUGCCACCUCCUCGCCCUCUUCUUCUUCUUCUUCUUCUUCUUCUUCCUCCUCCUCCUCCUGCUCCACUCCGCUCAUCCCCACACCGACUCUCCCGUCGCCAAACUCUUCCUUCACAACUCUCAUCUCGCCGUACAGAACGCCGAUUUAUGAGCCCACACCGAUCCACCCGGCACUGUCUCACCACGCCGCUGCUGCGUUGACUGCGACGUACGCGUCCUCUGGAUCCUUCGCCGGCUCCAUCUACCCGUUCCACCACCAGCACCACCGCUCUAUGGGGGAGUACGCACAGGCGCUGCUGAGGCACGACCCUCUCGGGAAACCUCUGCUGUGGACUCCCUUUAUUCAGCGACCUUUGCAUAAAAGAAAAGGUGGUCAGGUCCGGUUCUCUAACGACCAGACGAUCGAGCUGGAGAAGAAGUUUGAGACGCAGAAAUACCUCUCACCUCCGGAGAGGAAGAGACUGGCCAAAAUGCUGCAGCUCAGCGAAAGACAGGUAAAAACCUGGUUCCAAAAUCGACGAGCUAAGUGGCGAAGACUAAAACAGGAAAAUCCUCAGGGAGGUAAAAGAGAGUUGGAGGAUGACAGCUCCGCCGGAAGGGGUAAUAAAGGAGACGAGACUACCGAGCCCUCCGGGAUCCAGAGUCCAGAGCAGAGACACACAGUGCCAGUGUCCGAGCUGGCACAGGCUGGUCGCUGCGCGCGCUCCGUGUCCCCGCAGCAGCAGCAGCAGCCUCACACAGAGCUGGACUCUGACGUGUCGGAUGAUACAGACCAGGAGCUGGACAUAGAGGACGACGACGACGAGUUCACAGUGAACCCUUAGUUAUGAACUCAACACUGACACUGGAUCAGCUCGGACACUCGGAGCUGGAUGAUGAAGAUCACUGGACUCCUCUGACACGUGUGCCUGUUCACUCACCUGCUCUGGAGUCUCCAUACGCCAGAAUUACAGAUAGGUUGAUAGUUCCUGAGGUAAAAAUAAAUCCUCAAAAUAUCACAUUUCACCAUCUUCCAGUGCCCUCACACAGGACUGUAAUCUCUGUUGUAAACUUCUCUUCCUGUAUAUGAUGUAUAGCACUCUGCUGUAUCUCUGGUGAUUGUUACUGUGUUAUGUUGAUCUCUGUAAAUGGACAGUAGGCCGAGAGAUUAGUUUCUCCUGUACUGUAUGUUGUGUGGAAUGAUAAAACGCUCAUGUUUAUAGACUAUGGGCCUUAAAUGUGAUAUUCCAUCAAUAAUCAAUGUAGCGCUAAUUAUCUGUUUUGUUUGAUGGUAAUAAACUAUUUUUGUGGUAAGAAUAAAAUUUUCACUUUCAGAUGUAA
Epinephelus fuscoguttatus (brown-marbled grouper) is the source of this 1700-nucleotide messenger RNA. RefSeq names its product hematopoietically expressed homeobox (gene hhex). The transcript is spliced from 4 exons. The coding region runs from base 293 to 1204 and encodes 303 amino acids. Gene Ontology annotation, molecular function: RNA polymerase II cis-regulatory region sequence-specific DNA binding; DNA-binding transcription factor activity, RNA polymerase II-specific. NCBI's taxonomy places the organism in Eukaryota, Metazoa, Chordata, Actinopteri, Perciformes, Serranidae. The record is from RefSeq and is a predicted model, not a curated record. Gene Ontology annotation, biological process: regulation of transcription by RNA polymerase II; cell differentiation.